Trichoderma gamsii is the source of this 3498-nucleotide messenger RNA. RefSeq lists its product as hypothetical. Lineage: Eukaryota; Fungi; Ascomycota; Sordariomycetes; Hypocreales; Hypocreaceae. The record is from RefSeq and is a predicted model, not a curated record. The transcript is spliced from 2 exons. Bases 1 to 3498 code for a protein of 1165 amino acids.
AUGAGACUUCAUAUUGCUUCCGCGGCCGGAUUUUGGCCUAGACUUGCGCCUACUUUCUUCCUGCAACAGCUUGGCAGGUUUCGAUGGCAAUCCCUCAAUGAGUCGUGGAAGAGAGCCGUUAUUUCGUAUGGGAUUGCGAUAACCACUCUCCAACAAGCCCAGCGCUCAAUUCAGAUCCAAGAUAACGAAGUUGAUAUUCUCAGGGAGCUCGAGAACACAGGUCAUAUGGCAUGGGACCCAUACCAAUACCCAGAGUGGUUGCUCUUGGAAUGCGAAAGCGGCAUCAUCAUCCGAGAAGUGCAGCAUCAAAUUGCCAGGCAGAUGGUUUUACCUCCAAAUAAUGAAAAUGCUGUCAUGCAGCUCAUUAUGGGAGAGGGGAAAUCCUCUGUAAUUGUGCCAAUUGUAGCUACUGUUCUCAGUAAUGGUUCACAAAUCCUUCGCAUUAUCGUACCCAAACCACAAGCGAAACAAAUGUAUCAAAUGCUAGUAUCGAAACUCUCAGGACUGCUAGAUCGUCCAAUUUUCCGAAUGCCCUUUUCGCGAGCGGUGCGUAUGGACGAGAAUAGGGCAGCUGUUAUCCGUCAAUUGGCUCUACAAUGCAUGGAAGAUGGUGGGGUCAUGCUGGUCCAGCCGGAGCACCUGCUGUCGUUUCAAUUAAUGGGACUUGAAUAUCAGAUCAAUGGGAAGGAUCAAAUCGCUCGUUCGCUGUUAGAGCUUCAACGACUAUUUGACAAUUACUCAAGAGAUAUAGUCGAUGAGAGCGACGAGAAUUUCAGUGCCAAAUUCGAGCUGAUGUACACCAUUGGGCUUCAACAGCCGAUUGAACAUACUCCUAAUCGAUGGGUAGUGAUUCAAGAAGUGUUGACUAGAUUCGCCGGGAUCUGCUUCAACCUGAAAGAGUCAUUCCCAGAAUCGAUUGAUAUUGACAACCAGCAUCCUAUGAAAUUUCCAAGAAUUCGAAUACUUGGUACGGAUGCUGAGCCUGCCAUUCUUGACCGCCUUGCCGAGUCCAUCUGUGAGACCGGGAUGACCGGAUUUCCGGUCGCGCUACAGCGUACACAGACGAAGGAUGCUCUCCGUCGAUACAUCACCUCUCCCGACCUCACAGCUGAGGAGAUCAGCGCUGUUGAAGAGGCCCCAUUUUGGAGUGAAGCCACUGUCAAUAAUAUUCUACUUCUUAGAGGUCUCUUAUCAGGUGGCAUCCUCGCUUUCGCGUUCGGGCAGAAACGUUGGAGAGUCGACUAUGGCACAGAUCCUAAUCGCGAAACCAAAACCCGACUUGCUGUGCCAUUCCGAGCCAAAGACAGCCCCUCACCACGGUCGGAAUUCAGUCAUCCAGAUGUGGUCAUUAUACUCACAUGUCUAAGCUACUAUUACAAAGGUCUCCAGGAUGAAGAGCUUUUUGAGGCCCUUGGUCUUCUCGUUAGGUCAGACAAUGCCGAUCUUGAAUAUCAGGCUUGGGUGGAAACAGCGCCGGAAUUGGCACUUCCGUUCAAACGGCUCACGGGUAUUAAUAUUCGUGAUCGCGCACAGUGCAUCAACGAUAUCUUCCCAAAACUUCGCUUUUCCAAAGGCGCCAUUGACUACUUUCUUUCCCGCUUAGUAUUUGCAAAGGAAUCCAGGGAGUUCCCCCACAAGCUCUCAGCUUCAGGUUGGGAUCUAGGCAAGAAGAAAGCGAAUCCCACAACUGGCUUUAGCGGGACUAACGAUACUAGAUAUGUGCUACCAAUUGACAUCAAACAGUUGAACUUACCAGAGCAGAAUCACACCAAUGCGUUGGUGCUCAAAUAUCUGCUUCGUCCUGAAAAUGGCAUCAUGCUGACGCCAGAGGAGAUAACAGGAGCUACGUUGGACAGCAAAUCGCUCCUCAUGAUGGUGUCGCAGAUGAGCUCGAAUACCCGUGUCAUCUUAGAUGUAGGCGCACAGAUCAUUGACCUUGACAACCUCCGAUUUGCCGAGACGUGGCUCCAGUUUUACAAAGAUGAUGAAAAUGUUCAAGCUGUUGUUUUCUUCGGUGAUGCCGAGGAGCUGACAGUAUUGGAUAAAUCAGGCAAGACUGAGCCUCUUCAGAUAUCACCAUUUGCCACUCAAUUAGACCAGUGUCUUGUCUUCUUAGACGAGGCACACACAAGAGGCACGGAUUUGCGACUGCCUACAUAUUAUCAGGCAGCUGUGACUCUUGGCGCAAACCUGACAAAGGAUAAGCUUAUGCAAGCGUGCAUGCGGUUGCGAAAACUUGGAAGAGGUCAAUCAGUUGUAUUUUACGUUCCUAGAGAGAUUGAACAAAAAAUCAUACAGCAGCGAAGGUCUGAUUAUUUAGGCCCAAAAGAAGUUACUGUAUCCGAUGUUCUUUGCUGGGUCAUCUCUGAGACUUGGCGCGACCUGCGACGAACUGUUCCGCUGUGGUUGACACAAGGUGUUCGUUACUAUGAACAUGAGGCACUUUGGAUCCGAGAGGCGGAUUUCGAGGACGGAAUAGAGUGGGCCAAGAACUUUCUCGAAGAUGAGGCCCAGAGUCUCGAUAUACGGUACCGUCCUCAGGGUAGUGUUGCAUCGUCACAGCUGAUUAAACGCGCCGUGUCCGAUAUGAAGCCGCAAUUUCAACGCCGUUGCGAGGAGUUCGGUCUAAAGGACCUCCGAAGUUCGUCCCUACAGGAGGAGCAAGAGCGAGAGCUCUCACCCGAGAUGGAGCGGGAGCGACAGGUUGAGCCGCCUCCACAGGUUGAACCCGAGCCUCACUCCCGUCAUCCGGACCUCGAUUAUUUCAUCGCAAAUGGAGAACUUCCUACGAGCUUCAGCGCGUUCAAACCUGCCUUUCAGGCUCUAGCAGACACUUCAGCAGCAAAAUAUUUCAACGUGCGAGAGUUCCCCAGCAGCAUCUUGGUGACUGAAGACUUUGCUAGAACGGCCAAGACGAAUAAGGUUUUCUGCAGCGGCUUGGAUCUAUUCCAGCGGCCGGUGCAUUGGAUCCUGACAAGCACUGACCGGUCCAACAUUAUCAAAUAUGUGGUCAUUAUAAGUCCAUGGGUGGCGCACCAGUUUCUGCAAAAGAUUGAAGAGUCGAUUAAAGUGACUUUACACCUGUAUGCAGCAAGGAGCAAUCUCAGUUUCCAGUCGCUAGACCAGCUGACAUUGUAUACUGUGCCUCAGAGACCGAGUUUCCCUGUCCUUAGACGCAGCAAGAUGGCUGAACUGAACAUCUUCGCCGGCCAACUAUAUUUGUCGUCUUUCGGGGAAUAUAUUGAAGUAUGCGACACACUUGGCCUUACUUGGAACAAUGUUGAUGACUCUAUCAUCUUGGAACCAGACGGAUUUAUUCCUCCUGGUGCCAAUGGGAAUCUAGUGAAUAAGUCCGGAUUCACAAAAAGCCCUGUGCAAUUUUUGAAGGCGUUGAUCACGAAAAUUCGACGAAAUUGCGAAAAUGUCGAAAAGACACAUAUAGGCAAGAUUCUAGAUGGAGUUCUUUUACUAGAAAAGGAUUUUAAGGAGCUUAACUAG